Sugiyamaella lignohabitans is the source of this 1731-nucleotide messenger RNA. It is a transcript of the gene UGA4, whose product is annotated as Uga4p. Gene Ontology annotation, molecular function: transmembrane transporter activity. Gene Ontology annotation, cellular component: membrane. The record is from RefSeq and is a predicted model, not a curated record. Gene Ontology annotation, biological process: transmembrane transport. NCBI's taxonomy places the organism in Eukaryota, Fungi, Ascomycota, Dipodascomycetes, Dipodascales, Trichomonascaceae. The transcript has a single exon. Bases 1 to 1731 code for a protein of 576 amino acids.
AUGCAUGUUCAUCAUCAUCAACCAGAGGGACCGGCAGCUCAUGUCUCUGAAAUAGGAGAGGUGCAAGUGGAACAGAUCCAAGUCAACUCAGUUCUCACAUCCAAACACAUCCACCCAGUUAUCACAGAUCAUAUUGUGGGUGCAGAUGAAGAGGCAUUGGCUGCUCUUGGUUAUAAGCAAGAAUUCAAGCGUGAGUUUGGAUUGUGGUCUUCGUUCUCGGUUUCUUUCUCUUUGUUAGGUCUCUUGCCAUCAAUUGCAUCUACACUCGUAUAUGGUCUUGGUUAUGCCGGAACUGCUGGCAUGACCUCAGGUUGGAUCGGUAGUAUGGUCGGUAUUCUAGCAGUAGCCUGCUCCAUGGCUGAAUUAUGUUCUUCUAUGCCUACUUCGGGUGGUCUUUAUUAUGCCGCUGCUGUCUUGGCACCUCCUGGUUGGGGUCCUCUUGCUGCUUGGAUCACUGGAUGGAGUAACUGGUUGUGUCAAGUCACAUCUUCACCAUCUAUUGACUAUGCUCUUGCCUCCAUGAUGUUGGCACUCAAGUCUAUGCACGACCCUAGCUACAGCGCAUCCAACUACCAAAUCUAUUUAUUAACUGUUGCCAUCAUGAUUGUUCAAUCUAUAAUCUCAUCAAUGUCCACCAAGUUCUUGGCCAGAUUCAAUUCUGCUGGAACUAUUUUCAACAGUAUUGCUUUGGUCAUCGCUUUCAUUGUUAUUCUUGCCGGCAAUGAACGUGAUUCUCCUAAAUUCAAUAAGAGUUCUGACGUUUGGGGAACUAUUGACAAUCAAACUGAAUGGCCCAAUGGAAUUGCUAUGCUUAUGUCUUUUGUGGCUAUCAUUUGGACCAUGUCUGGUUAUGAUGCCCCCUUUCACUUGGCCGAGGAAUGUUCUAAUGCUGCAGUUGCCUCGCCACGAGCUAUUGUUAUGACUGCUUCGAUUGGUGGUAUUUUUGGCUGGAUUCUACAAAUUGCUAUCGCUUACACAGUCACUGAUAUCAACGCCGUUUUCGAGGAUGAGCUCGGUCAGCCUUUUGUUACCUACCUGACCCAAUGUUUGUCUAACAAGCUUGUUAACUUCAUCACUGCUCUAACCAUUGUCAGUGCCUUUUUCAUGGGUCAAGCUUCGAUGAUUGCUGCGUCUCGUGUAUGCUAUGCCUACUCUCGUGAUGGCUGCUUCCCAGCAUCGUUUAUUAUGGCCACUGUCAACAAGUACACUGGCACACCAGUGAACGCUGUUUGGUUCAACACUAUCAUUGGAUGUUUGCUCCUGCUUCUCAUUUUCGCUGGUGAUGUUGCCAUUGGUGCUAUUUUCUCAGUUGGUGCUAUCGCCUCGUAUGUUGCAUUCACUAUUCCUAUUGCCAUGAGAAUCUUCUUCGCACGCAAAACUUUCAGAAAGGGCCCAUGGCACCUUGGAAAUUACUCUUUCCCCAUUGGUCUCCUGUCAUGUAUGUUUGUCCUGGUUAUGAUCCCUAUUAUGUGUUUCCCAUGGGCCCGUGGUGCUGACAACACACCUGACCAGAUGAACUGGACCUGUGUGGUGUACUUUGGCCCCAUGCUAAUUGCCAUCUCAUGGUACUUCAUCUAUGCCCGCACCUUCUUCAAGGGACCCAAGGUCAACAUCGAGCAUGCUAUUUAUGACACUGCUGAUGACCAAGUCGUGGUCAACAACCCUACUGGAGUAUAUGACGGUGUUGAGACAACCCCAUAUCACAGUAGCGAAAAGUCAAAAGAAGUCUAA